AUGUUUUCCGGAAUCACAGUUUCAUCUCAACCUUGGCCGCAGUUUCUGUCAGAAAUUAAGACAAUUGUUGAAAAUCUAGCUGGUGUAAAUGGAAUUUUUGUCGAGAACAAUUUGCCGGAAGGAGUGUUUUCCUUAGGAGGAUCUGUGUUUGUCGUUCCAUCUACAUUUAGAGGUAAAGUCCAAGUUCACAUUAGACGCUAUAAAAAAUACGGUCUUAGUUACUAUCCGACGUCUGAAGGUGUUACAUUACAGCCUUGGUGGAUUGAGCAUAUCAUGGGGAGAAAAGACUUACCUCAGACAGAUGAAGAUUUAGGCGGAAGUGUUUUGUGUCCAGAGAAUCAACUUAAAAUUACAAGUACGGACUUUAUUCAUUUCACUUUUACAAGAAAUUUUAAGACCGCAGAUAGCAUAGUUGUUUCAAAAAGUAUCUCAAUCUCCAAUGUGCAAUGGUCUGUAAUGCUAAAAAGUUAUAACGAAAUUGCUUCUUUUGUCUUGGAUCAUGUAUUUCGCUCGAUUGAUUUUUUAAAAGCUUACAGUACUUUUAUUGAUGCUCCUAUACAGAAAGAUCCUUUACCAAGCUCUUUAGACGUCAGUCUAGGUACACAAUAUCUUACACAAUUGCUUGAAAAUGUAAUUUGUGUUAUAUUAAAAGAAAAUGGAAUGCAAGAACCGGAAAUAAGGGCUGAGGAGCUUUGGUCAAAUCGUGUGGAAACAUUUAAUUCUUUAGCGUUCUCUUUGGAUAUAGUUCAAAUAGCCGAUUAUUUUUAUAAUAAACUUUUUGUAGAAGAACUAUUUUUAACGUUGAAACCAAUAAUGUAUGUCACUGAAAUGUUCUUUAAAAAUUUGCGUUUAGAUGUUGUGCUUAGAAAAGUAAGAGAUCUAUUAUGUCCUCCAAAUGCUUUUGAGUUUUUCGAAGAUUUUGCUUAA
Uloborus diversus is the source of this 927-nucleotide messenger RNA. RefSeq lists its product as uncharacterized. NCBI's taxonomy places the organism in Eukaryota, Metazoa, Arthropoda, Arachnida, Araneae, Uloboridae. The record is from RefSeq and is a predicted model, not a curated record. Gene Ontology annotation, biological process: regulation of DNA-templated transcription. Gene Ontology annotation, molecular function: DNA binding. The transcript has 2 exons. Bases 1 to 927 code for a protein of 308 amino acids.